Messenger RNA from Haemonchus placei, 231 nucleotides. Lineage: Eukaryota; Metazoa; Nematoda; Chromadorea; Rhabditida; Trichostrongylidae. The record is from the annotation of a GenBank genome assembly.
UAAUCAUGUAAUCUGACGAUAGAUGGCUGGCGUUCACCAGCUGAGCACAAUUCAAUCGAAUUCCGUUUUAACGGUAAUCGAGGCGAGUCGUAGAACGACGAUGAAGCAAGGCUCUCAGCAUCUAUUGUGAGAAUACGCUCGCGAUCAACACUUUGCAUUUCCUUAAGCGUUUCCUUGCUACAGCAAUAGAAAUACCAUCUGAAACAAUGUUUCAUGCCGCUGAACUCGUAG